GGGAUGUCCUAGUUGCCUCAAUCUAGCUUGCUCGCAGUCACCGCUAUUCGCUAGGAAUAACGUUAUUGCUGGGCAACUGAGACAAUUACCAGACCGACGCUCAGUAACAGUAGGACUGGGUUGGGCAUUGUGGACACGUUGGAUAUAGCUUACAGCCGAGCAAAAGCAAGGAUAUUUCUUUGGAAAAGAGGGGAUGACGUAGCGGCCCGCGUGUGUGUGUGUGUGUGAGGUGACCCUUGUGUAGCGGAGCAGUCAUGAGUCUCACCUCCUGGUUCCUGGUGAGCAGCGGGGGCACGCGGCACCGCCUCCCACGAGAGAUGAUCUUCGUCGGCCGGGACGACUGUGAGCUCAUGCUGCAGUCACGGAGUGUGGACAAGCAGCAUGCUGUCAUCAACUAUGAACUGGCCAGCGACGAGCACAAAGUCAAGGACCUGGGCAGCCUUAAUGGGACGUUUGUAAAUGAUGUCCGGAUCCAGGAGCAGACCUACAUCACUCUGAAGACAGAUGACAAGUUGAGGUUUGGAUAUGAUACCAACCUGUUUACUGUGGUACGAGGAGAACUUCAUGUGCCAGAGGAGGCUCUUAAGCAUGAGAAGUUCACCAGUCAGCUACAGCUGGGCAAGAAGCCCACCACCGCAGAGCCCGCCAAGACCCCCAAGACCAAACCAGCGGCCACUAAGACCCCGGAGAGAAAGGCCGCCGAGCCCAUCAUGGAACCUCCGGCCAAACCUGCAGAGCCGCAGAGAGGAGACGAGAAGACAGGGGACAUCGCCGCACUCCACAGAGGAACUCCGCUCUACGGGCAGCCAUCUUGGUGGGGCGACGGUGACGCCGAUGAUGAGAACUCCUUCAAGCAGGAGACCAAGACAUGUGGGAAGAAGCAGGAGAACUGUGGGAUAGAGAGCAGGGAAGGCAAGAAGGGUGAGAAGGAGAGGGCCAAGGAGAAUGGCCUGGCUUCCCUCGGGACCGACCCCGGCGGCUACUUAGAGCUCGCCAGCAAGGAGGGCAGUGUGAUGGCCAGCAACAACAACGGCAGCAGCAGCAUCCACGAGGUCCCCACCAAAGACACCGAGGACUCGGCCGCGUCCGCCACCAACACGGCCGCCACGGCAGGCUCCUCUCAAGGCCACGCGUCCUUCACCAUCGAGUUCGACGCCGGCUCGCCGGGGAAGGUCACCAUCAAGGACCACGUGGCCGCCAAGCUCUCCGGCGGCGGCAGCGCCAGCGGUCGCGCCAAGAAGUCGGGGCCGACCGCCAAGGACCUGAGCACGCUGCAGGCGGCCAUGAUGGCGUCCGAGACCAAGGUGGCCGAUUGGCUGGCCCAGAACGACCCGCCUCUGGUGCGGAGGGAGUCUGCCGAGGACGACAACAAGACCAUCAACAGCGAUGUGCCGGUCCACUUCCGGAGGCUGAAAGGCAGCAAGCAUGCGGACGGAACCCAGAGCGACUCGGAGAACGGUCCAGGCCUUCGCUUCGGCAGCCGCAGGCAGGCCCUCGAGGAGCGCCUGAGGGCAGGCGGCCGGGUCAAAGGUGACGGCCCGUCUCCGGCCUCGUCCACCACCAGCGCCGCGGCCAUGAUCGAAGUUCUCUGACGAGGACAACCAGCAUAGCGCCGCCCUCCCUUCUCCCAGACUGCACCUCUCCUCGGCGUGGGCGUGGCCGGCGUCGGAGGCGGCGGCGUAGCGUCGGCAGGAGAGGGUCUGUGUCCCACGCCGCCCCCCGCGCGGCCCAAGGCCGUUGCCAUGGAGAGCUCCGAGGGCGGGAAGGGCAGCGGGUCGGCCAUGUUGAGGCAGCGGUCAGAGGAGCCCAGCGCCAGCGCGGCCAGCCGCAGCUCGGUCGCCACGGGGAAGUCGGCCAGUCCCACGGAGGAGACGCAGAAACUGGACGGGGGAGACGACCAGAGCGACAAGGGCACCUACACCAUCGAGCAGGAGAUCCGCAACCCCGAGGAGGAGGAGGCCAGGCGCAUGAUUGACAAGGUGUUUGGAGUGGAGGGGAGACGGGACCCGUCCAGCGAUGGCCAGCAUCCAGGAGAAGGGAAACCCAGCGAGAGCAAGAAGCCAAGCAGCAAGACAGCCGAGGUUGUCCCUGACGACCAGGUGGCUGUCGGGAGCCCCCACUGGGUGUCACAAUGGGCCAGCCUGACGGCCAAUCACACGCGCACAGACCCCGAAGGUUCCGGGGCGGAGCCCUCUGCCUUUGUGCAUCAGGAGAGAGAACCCGACGCAUUCGAGUCCAGCGUGUCCCAGAGGAGUGGCGGCUCCACCACGUCCAGCCUGACGGAGCGCAAGAGGAGAACGCUUCCCCAGCUGCCUGCCGAGGAGAAGCCCAAGCUGGCCAAGGGCCUCCCGCUGGGCAGCCUGGGUCUGCGCUCAGAGAUCGGGGAGAAGCAGGACACGGAGCCGCAGGAGAAGGAGAACGGGCACAAGGGAGACGGGCAGAGCCUGCCCUCCGUCGAGAAGGGCACUGCCAACGGAGUGGUGGCGCCGUCGGAGGGGAAGGGCGCGGGGAAGCGUUCGUCGGAGGAGGGGGGCGUCGGCGGGCGCAGGAGGAGGGGGCAGGAGGGCCGGGGGAGUGGGAGCGAGAGCGAGAAGUCCGGCAGGCCGCUGGUGCGGCAGGGCAGCUUCACCAUGGAGCGGCCGAGCAUGACGGUGCCCGCCGAGCUGAUCCCCAUCAUCGGCCGCGGGGGAGGCGAGGGGGCGAAGGCGGCGCGCGAGCGCAGUGACUCCACGGGCUCCAUGGACACGGCCACGCUGCUGAAGGACACCGAGGCCGUCAUGGCCUUCCUGGAGGCCAAGCUCCGCGACGAGGGCCGCCAGGAGAAGAAGCCGCUGCCGCCGGGAGGCUCCGUCACAUCCGGCUCGAAGGGCCAUCAUCAUCGGCCCGCGCGCACGGGAGGCUCCAUCUCACCGGAGUCGGACGUGGACACCAACAGCACGGUGAGCCAGACGGCCGGCUGCCGGCGGCCCGGCGCCGGGCCCGCCGCCCGCCAACGCCGCUCGCUCAGCAGCCUGCACCGCGAGAAGAGCAACGCCAGUGCCGCGUCGGUGGCCGCCACACGCGCCGCCGCCACCACCGCCCGCGAUCGCCUGGAGCGCAAGGCCUCCAAGAGCCGGCCCUCCACCACCCAAACCCUCUCCGGCAACACCGGCACGCACCGCGGACGCCAGCCAUCGCUGGACCUCACCGACGACGACCAGACCUCCUCGCACGCGCUGUCCACCAUGUCCGACGUGCUCUCCUCCGACCAGGACACGCCCUCCAGUCGCUCCUACGGCCGCGGCGGCCACUUCGCCUCCACCGACGACCUCCUGAUGCUCUCCAAAACCACCUCGUCCUUGUCGGCCAAGACCUCCAGGGCCAGCAGGGCCCUCCACGCCAGCUCAGGGAGUCUGGCGAGCAGGCAGACCCAUCAGCAGCAGCAAGCGCAGCAGGCGGGUCUCCCCACACCCAGGCCCACCCGGGCCUCCUUGCUCCGCAGGGCCCGCCUCGGGGACGCGUCGGACACGGACCUGGCCGACGCCGACCGCGUCUCCGUGGCGUCGGAGGUGUCCACCACCAGCUCCACGUCGCGGCCGCCGUCCGGCAGGAAGGCCCCGUCGCGGAUCGACAUGCUGGCUCAGCCGAGGCGCACGCGGCUGGGCUCCAUCUCGGCGCGCAGCGACUCGGAGGCCACGGUCGGCGUGCGCAGCGCCGCGUCCAGGGUCUCCGCGGAGACGGCGCUCCGGCUGGGCUUGCGGCAACCGGCGCCCGGCGACGGGAAGCUGACACAGAAGUCCAGAGCCAGCAGCAUCUCCAAGCUCAAUGAGGUCAAGGCCAAGGUCGCGCCGCCUACACAUGGAUCCCCUUCCGAGAGCCCUGAGCAAGUUCCAGAAACUCUCCCAACCGCAGAGGAGAUUAUGGUGAGCAGCCGAUGGCGCCGUCUGACCCCGGAGUACGCGUCCACCUCGGAGGACGAGUUUGGGUCCAACCGUAGCCUGUCCAAGCACGGGCGUCCUCUGCGGGCGCCCCCGGCGCUGCGUGGGCCCAGGGGGGGUCUCGGGGGGUCGGGCUCGGCCCCCCCCACGCCAGGAGCGGGCAGCGGGGUGCUGAAGCAUCGCAUGCGCGAACACGACGAGUACAUCCGCGACUGGACUGCACACAGCGAGGAGAUUGCCAGGAUCAGCCAGGACCUGGCCAAGGACCUGGCCAUCCUGGCGCGGGAGAUCCACGACGUGGCGGGCGAGAUCGACUCGGUCAGCUCCUCGGGCACGGCGCCCAGCACCACGGUCAGCACGGCCGCCACCACGCCCGGCUCCGCCAUCGACACCCGCGAGGAGGUAUGGGGACAACUGGUGGACCGGGUCUUCGAUGAGAGCCUAAACUUCCGAAAGAUUCCGCCCGUGGUGCAGACCAAAGCCCCCGAGAUCAAUGGCCGACCGGUUGAGCUGAGACCACGUGCCCCUGACAGCCUGGACCCAAAUGCUGCCCUCCGGCGCCGCACGUGGAACCGGGAUGAGGCGGUGCUGGACAGCCUGCUCCUCACGUCCGUCUCACAGCUCUCAGGCAAGAUACGCCAGUCUGUGGACAAGACAGCAGCUAAGAUCAGAAUACUGUUCAAAGACAAAGACAGAAACUGGGACGACAUUGAAACCAAACUGCGAGCGGAGAGCGACAUUCCGCUCCUCAAAACAUCCAACAAGGAGAUCUCAUCCAUCUUGUUAGAACUGAAGCGGGUGGAGAAACAGCUUCAAGUGAUCAACGUGAUGGUGGACCCUGAUGGCACCCUGGAUGCCUUAACCAGCCUGGGCCUCACCAGCCCGGUGCUGUCCAAGCCCAGGCCCAGCCCCAGCUCCCAGACCCCUCCAGCCCCGCUGCCCGGCCCAGGGGCCACAAAGGCCCCCUCAGGGGCCACCUCGCCUGGGGACUGCCAGCGGAGCCUGGGCCUCGGCUUCACCCGGACCCUCCCCAGCGGGGAGGAGGCUGCCGCCGUCGCCAGCAAGUGAAGAAGAACAUGUACACACACACACACACACACACACACACACCAUCCAUAGAUGAUCCAACAACACACACAAAUAUAUUACCUAACUACACACACACACA
Alosa alosa (allis shad) is the source of this 5085-nucleotide messenger RNA. RefSeq names its product centrosomal protein 170Aa (gene cep170aa). Gene Ontology annotation, molecular function: protein binding. The record is from RefSeq and is a predicted model, not a curated record. Gene Ontology annotation, cellular component: centriole. NCBI's taxonomy places the organism in Eukaryota, Metazoa, Chordata, Actinopteri, Clupeiformes, Clupeidae.